UGGAAAAGUAACAUUCAACUUUGGAUAAACGAUGACUAUUAAAGACAAAAGAGAAUUCAAUGAAACAGAUGAAAUUGUGAUCAGCAAGGAAAAGCUCGACAGUUUUGUUCUCGAGUGUCUUGCCAAAGCGGGAUGUACCGGAGAUCAUGCUCAACAACUGGCUGAGACUUUAUUAUGCUCUGAUUACAGAGGUCACUAUUCUCAUGGAAUCAAUCGACUUCACAUCUAUGUUCAUGACUUAAUGAUGAAAUCCACUGCUGUCACAGGAACACCACAAGUUCUGAAAUCAAAGGGAAGUACUGCAUGGGUUGAUGGAAAUAAUCUUCUUGGUCCAGUUGUUGGCAACUUUUGUAUGCAAUUGGCUGUUGAAAAGGCCAAAGAGUUUGGAAUCGGAUGGGUAGUAUGCCGUAAUUCAAAUCAUUUUGGUAUUGCUGGAUGGUAUGCUGACUUUGCUUGUCGGAAUGGUUUAGUGGGAAUGGCUUUUACCAAUACAUCUCCAUGUGUAUUUCCGACUGGAUCACGUGAGAAGUCUCUUGGAUCAAAUCCGAUUUGUAUGGCUGCACCUGGAAUGGAAGGAGAUUCGUUCUUUUUGGAUAUGGCUUCGACUACUGUAGCUUACGGAAAAAUUGAAGUUGUUGAUCGUAAAGGAGAAACGUAUAUUCCUGGAAGCUGGGGUGCUGAUAAAAAUGGAGAUGAGACACAUAAUCCAAAGGAAGUUCUUGAUGGAGGUGGUCUUCAACCAUUGGGAGGAUCUGAGAUCACUGGAGGAUAUAAAGGAACUGGACUUUGUAUGAUGGUUGAAGUUCUUUGUGGUAUUAUGGGUGGUUCAGCAUUCGGAAAAAACAUUCGUCAAUGGCAGACAACUAGUAAAACAGCGGACUUGGGACAAUGUUUUGUUGCCAUCGACCCAGAGUGCUUUGCUCCAGGAUUUUCCAAUCGUCUUCAAGAAUUCUGUGAUGAAACUCGCAACCUUAACCCAAUAAACCCAUCAAGACCACCACAAGUACCUGGAGAUCCAGAGAGAGCUCACAUGAAUAUGUGUGAUGAUUUGGGAGGAAUUGUUUAUAAAAAGAAACAACUUGAUCAUUUGAAAAAUCUUGCGGAUCGCCUUGGCGUCAUAAUGAGACUCGUUGACGAAAAGCCUCAAUAAUUCAUCUAAAUAAUUGUGUCCUAUCGUUCUUUAAUUGUUCAUUAAUUGAUUCUUUAAAAUUC
Caenorhabditis elegans is the source of this 1212-nucleotide messenger RNA. It is a transcript of the gene F36A2.3, whose product is annotated as Malate dehydrogenase. The transcript is spliced from 10 exons. Bases 32 to 1150 code for a protein of 372 amino acids. NCBI's taxonomy places the organism in Eukaryota, Metazoa, Nematoda, Chromadorea, Rhabditida, Rhabditidae. The record is from RefSeq and is marked reviewed. Gene Ontology annotation, molecular function: oxidoreductase activity.